CAUUUAAUUACACGGGGCCUGCAUUAUCUCGCUAAGGUAACAUUGGGGAUACACACCGACGGUGUGAUUUAAUCGACAGUAUCGAAGAGUAAAUAGUUUCCAAUUCCUAAAAGUAAAUGAACGGUGCUACUGUACGAGGUACGAAAAAUGUCCCAUGAAAAACGCUCUCAGUCUUAUGUUUCUUUCUGAUUAUUAUACGCCAAUAUACGCAAUAGUAUCGAAUUCAAUUGUGGAGGAUCUGUCGAGAAGAAUAGCAAAAUAUAGAAGAAAAAAAUGGGACGAACAAUUUACGCCGAGGAACAUCUUCGCACAUAUUUAGCAUCUCUAGCGAAAUCGGACGGAUAUGUAAUUGGAUUAAUUUUAGGACAGAGUGCUGGACAAAAAGACUAUGUAGUGCAUUUAGCAAAGACACCACCUCCUCUCACUAAAAAUGUUGUCGAAGAAACAUUAAUUAGCUCUACUUCGCUUGAAGAACAGGAUACAGCAAAUACAUAUAUUAAAUCUGUUAUGGAUAUACCUAUCAGUUGGAUUGCUGAUCACGCUAAACAUGUUACAAAAAUGUUGCCUGGUGGAAUGUGGGUACUUGGUGUAUUUAUUGUCGGACCUGAAGAUACGUUAGAUAAUACUAAUAAUGUACAGAAGCUUAAAUCAGUUCUUAGCGCAAUUUACAAAACUCUAUCAUGGAAUAAUAAGCACCUUUAUGGAAAUAACCACGAUGAGAAGAUUAUAUUAAGUUUUAACAGCAUCACGCAAAAAUAUAUUUGCAAGUCUAUAGACAUUACUAAAGAUAAUAUAUUAAAACCAGCCGACUGGAAAUUCCAAGAAAGAGCAGCUAAAUGGCAUCAACUUGAAGCUUUAAUAGACUUUGACAGAUUAUUUCUUAUUGCAGCAGAUAAGAAUCCCGAGACUUUCAAAAAACAGCUACAGAAUAUCUUGGCAAGCGUAGCAGAUUUAAUCGAUUCUUCACUCGUCGUUAUCGAGGGAGAAGUCGGAGCUCCGGAUGACGCAUUAGAAAUGAUUGGCAAAAGAAAGAAAAAUAGCAAAGAAUGUAAAAAUAAGAAAGACAAUAAUAAUAACUCGUUUCAAGUUAAUCUAUACAUUCCCUGCGAGCAAAGCGAUACUAAUUCUUGUAUAAAAGUAACAUCAUGUAGUGCAUCAAUACGACUAAUAGGACAAUUAGUCAGUAGAACAUUCCUACAUCAAAAAGCAAGUAUUGCAGAAGCCAACAUGGCUGUGAAACAAGAUAUAGUAAGAUCUCUGGCAAGCAGAUUGGAAAUGCAUUGGGACAGUUUAAUAGAAGAGGAAAAUGGUUCUCCCGAAGAAAAUAUCACGUUGCAUGAACCACCGCGAAGGGUAUUGAUAGCCUUACCAGAAAAUAAAGUCACACUAUCAGAUUAUCUAUUUCCCGGCGAAGGACCGCAGGAGGCAUUAUUGUCGCUACAAGAACUUCUAGAUCUCAAAGUGCAAGAAAGUCAAGUACAAAAAGAAGUCGAGCUACAAGCUGAUCCUACAGAAUUUUACUGCCAAAGCGAUGUCAAUAAUAAAUCAUUGGACAGUAGUACUGAUAUAACUAAAAGUAAUUGUCAAAUAAGCGUUUAUCAAAUAACUGUUUAUCUUACUGGAAUAAGUGUUGCGCUUAUUAUAUUGAUAAUAGCUGUCCUUGUGCAUCAACUACUCACAGUUUAAUAUAUACUCUACGUUUGUAUUUUAUUAAUAAUGCACAUGAGAGAGAUACAGGCACACACACUUUGUGUCUUACACAAUAUAUGUCUAUUUUAAAAUAUAAUACAUUUUUUGAAACCAUGUCUAUAUGUAAAUUCUGAUGUAAAAAUAUUAACUUAUUUAAUAUAUGUUACACAACAAAAACCAA
Formica exsecta is the source of this 1870-nucleotide messenger RNA. RefSeq names its product protein odr-4 homolog. The transcript is spliced from 8 exons. Bases 274 to 1686 code for a protein of 470 amino acids. Gene Ontology annotation, cellular component: endomembrane system. Lineage: Eukaryota; Metazoa; Arthropoda; Insecta; Hymenoptera; Formicidae. The record is from RefSeq and is a predicted model, not a curated record. Gene Ontology annotation, biological process: intracellular protein localization.